AAUUACCUUUGGUGACGUGCUUUACGUCAUAAAGUCAAGAUGGCGACUUACUGAAGCGCUCCAUGCUUUAUUGUUGAUAAAACAUAUGUUGUUAUUUUAACUGGAUAAACUCGCUCCGGGAUCGGAAAAGAUGUCAAGGUUAAUAGUCAAGAAUCUCCCAAAUGGGAUGAAGGAAGAGCGUUUCCAUAAGAUGUUUGCAGAUUUUGGGACACUUACAGAUUGUACGUUGAAAUUCACUAAAGAUGGUAGAUUUCGCAAAUUUGGAUUUGUAGGCUUCAAGACAGAGGAGGAUGCAAAGAAAGCUAUGAAACAUUUCAACAAGAGCUUUGUGGACACGUCUAGAGUUACUGUGGAAUUCUGCACAGAUAUCGGAGACCCAAACAAAGCCAGACCUUGGAGCAAACACACGCGUCUGCCAUCGUCAAACAAAGUUACAGAAGAACAAAAAUCAUGUGAACAAGCAGAAAAACGUGAAAAGAAGCAGAAGAAGCCUUUGAAUGUUCUUGGAGAUCUUGAAAAAGACCAGAGCUUCCAGGAGUUCCUCUCUGUGCACCAGAAGCGCACACAGGUGCCCACUUGGGCCAAUGACACUGCAGAAGCGACUUCUGUUGGAGUUGAAAAGAAGAAGGAGGAGAAGAAGCAGAAGGCAGCUGUUAGGGAUGAUUACCUAAACUUUGACUCUGAUGAAUCGGAGGAAUUUAGUGAUGUUGAAAGGGCUGAUGAAGAGGAUACUGAAAAGGAAGCCUUGAAGAAAGGUCUGUCCGAUAUGGAUUAUCUUCGCUCCAAAAUUGUGGAGAAAUCAGACACGGUGGAUGAGAAAGAGGAGAAAAAGAUGGAAGAGGCAGAGGAUGAAGAAAAAGAAGGUGACCGUACUAAUGCUGCUGAUAAGAAUGAGGAGGAGGAGGAGGAGGAGGAAGAGUCCCCGGUCCAAAACACAGACAGUGCUUAUGAAAGUGGUGACAAGGCAAGCAGCCAGAAAAGCACAAAACCAGCAGCUCAGAAUAUGAUUGAGCCGAGCACAGAGUUCACAGUCAAGCUACGAGGUGCUCCAUUCAACGUCACAGAGCAACAAGUGAAAGAAUUUAUGGUGCCUUUGAAACCUGUUGCCAUCCGAUUUGGCAAAAACACUGAUGGGCGCAAAUCAGGUUACGUAUAUGUGGACCUGCGCACAGAGGCAGAGGUCGAGAGGGCCCUGCGCUUUAACAAAGACUACAUGGGGGGACGCUAUAUUGAAGUGUUCAGAGUCAACAACUUUAAAAAUGAUAGAAGGUCUGCAAAGAGAAGCGAGAAGGAAAGAAAUUUUGUGCAUGAGCUGAGGGACGAUGAGGAAGAGGAAGACGUGGCGGAAUCGGGAAGACUUUUUGUCAGGAACCUGCCCUACACGUGCACUGAAGAAGAACUGAAAGAAGUCUUCAUCAAAUAUGGUCCUCUUUCUGAGGUGCUUUUCCCCAUAGACAGUCUGACUAAGAAGCCCAAGGGCUUUGCCUUUGUGUCAUACAUGAUUCCAGAGAACGCAGUCUCAGCCUUGGCUCAACUGGAUGGCCAUGUAUUCCAGGGGCGGGUUCUGCACGUCAUGGCUUCAAGACUAAAGAAGGAAAAGCCUGAUCAAGGGGCCAACGCUCCAGGCAGCUCCUCGUAUAAGAGGCAGAAAGAUGCCAAAGACAAAGCCGCCAGUGGCAGUUCUCAUAACUGGAACACACUGUUUUUGGGCACGAGUGCAGUAGCCGAUGCCAUCGCUCAGAAAUACAACACAACCAAGAGCCAAGUGUUGGAUCACGAGUCUGAUGGCAGUCUGGCUGUGAGGAUGGCCCUCGGAGAGACGCAGAUCGUACAAGAGACCAGACAGUUUCUCCUGGACAAUGGAGUGUCCCUGGACUCGUUCAGUCAGGCAGCAGGUCAGCGCAGUAACUCUGUGAUCCUGGUGAAGAACUUGCCCACAGGAGUGCAGGUCGCAGAGCUGGAGGCUCUGUUCUCGCCCCAUGAGUCUCUGGGAAGGGUUCUGCUGCCCCCAUCUGGCCUCACUGCUAUAGUGGAGUUCCUGGAGCCUACUGAAGCCAAACGGGCCUUCAUGAAACUUGCAUUCACCAAGUUCCAGCAUGUUCCGUUGUAUCUGGAGUGGGCUCCUGUAGCAGUCUUUACAACUCCCAAAGCACCUAAACCAGAGCCUCAAACAAAAGAUGCAUCUACUGAGAACAAUGACUCGGCCAAAAAGGAAGAAGAAGAGGAGGAGGAGGAGGAGGAGGAGGACGAAGAAGAGCAGAUUUUGCCCGGCUCGACUCUCUUCAUUAAAAACCUCAACUUUAACACAUCAGAGGAAACAUUGCGGGAGACGUUUUCUAAAUGUGGUGUGGUGAAAAGCUGCACGAUAUCAAAGAAGAGUGAUAAAGCAGGUAAAUUAUCGUCAAUGGGUUAUGGCUUUGUGCGGUAUAAAACUCCAGAGGCAGCACAGAAAGCCAUGAGACAGCUGCAGCACUGUAAAGUAGAUGAACACCAGCUUGAGCUGAAAAUAUCAGAAAGAGAAGUCAAGUAAGUCGAGGGAUCUUUUGUGUCUUAAAACU
Cyprinus carpio (common carp) is the source of this 2558-nucleotide messenger RNA. Its product is annotated as probable RNA-binding protein 19. NCBI's taxonomy places the organism in Eukaryota, Metazoa, Chordata, Actinopteri, Cypriniformes, Cyprinidae. The transcript is spliced from 20 exons. Gene Ontology annotation, molecular function: RNA binding. The record is from RefSeq and is a predicted model, not a curated record. Bases 131 to 2530 code for a protein of 799 amino acids.